AUGGAUAACAACAAUACGACCAACGGGUCAUCUGUGGACUUGGCUCCAGCUUUUGAGAAUAUGGACACAUACUAUAGUGUGUUUGCCGUGAUGUUGUUCUUAACUUGGAUGGUUGGCUCUUUCUUCAAUGGCAGUGCUUUGCUUGUAUUCUUGAAGAAUAAAAAUUUACGUACACCAACAAACAUGUUCGUGAUUAGUUUAGCAAUGAACGAUUUAGGAAUGUCUUCCGUAUGUCUUUUCGCUGCUACAGCGUCUUACGCCGGAAAAUGGACACAUGGGGAGUUGAUGUGUACCCUUGAAGGAUUCUUGGUGUAUGUACUUGGUCUGACAAACUUGUAUCUCCUGUGUGCCAUUUCUUUUGACCGAUACAUCGUCAUCGCCAAACCACUAAAGGCCAAAAUAAUAAGCCAUAGUGUGGCUCUGAUUGCUAUCGUCUGUUGUUGGAUCGGGGGACUUUUCUGGUCCGUCUUGCCGUUUUUUGGAUGGAACUAUUAUACACUUGAGGGGUCUAAUGUUUCUUGUGGUGUUUCAUUUGCACCGAAUGACCCAGCUAUACAAAGCUAUCUCAUGUGUAUUUUCAUCUUCUGCUUUAUUAUACCUCUGGCCGUGAUAAUUUUCUGUUACAACGGCGUCUACAUGACGAUCCGCAAUGUCGCACGAAGUGGAGUUUGGGACAUGACAAGUCGUGUUGCUAGAAAGAACCUCAGGGUGGAGAAAAAAAUGGCAAAGACAAUUGGCUGCAUGCUUAUGGUGUUCGUUGUUGCCUGGGUGCCUUAUGCCAUCGUAUCCUUCUAUUCAGCCUUUGUUGGCCCGGAAUCUCUACCAGCAAUCCUAAUAGCUUUACCGCCAAUUGCUGCAAAGUGUAGUGCAGGGCUUAAUCCUAUUGUAUACAGCGCGACAAACAAGCAGUUCCGAAUGGCCUUCUACGAAUUCCUUCCGGAGGGACUGAAAAGUACAAUGAUCAAGAAAGAGGAAGAUGCCUUGAGAUCGUCUUCGGAAUCUGAGGAAGAUAAAAAGACGACAGCGAGAAAACCAAACCAAGUAGGCCCUGCUGAGGACGGUGCAUCACAAGCGGUGACAGCUGUAGAGGAUCUGUCGCCACCACAAUCACAAGCUGUUGCCUAG
Messenger RNA from Ylistrum balloti, 1125 nucleotides. Its product is annotated as visual pigment-like receptor peropsin. Gene Ontology annotation, biological process: visual perception; G protein-coupled receptor signaling pathway. Gene Ontology annotation, cellular component: membrane. NCBI's taxonomy places the organism in Eukaryota, Metazoa, Mollusca, Bivalvia, Pectinida, Pectinidae. The coding region runs from base 1 to 1125 and encodes 374 amino acids. The transcript has 3 exons. The record is from RefSeq and is a predicted model, not a curated record. Gene Ontology annotation, molecular function: G protein-coupled receptor activity.